Messenger RNA from Amoebophrya sp. A25, 12650 nucleotides. Lineage: Eukaryota; Dinophyceae; Syndiniales; Amoebophryaceae. The record is from the annotation of a GenBank genome assembly.
AUGUUGGUGGACGAUCGAGGAUGGCUUUAUUUGGGACCGAUAUUAUUAGGGCUGGUGUACUUGGGACAGCAGGACUGCCUCUUGUUGCAAUUGCAUGUUUUUGAAUUAUAACGCUUAACAGAUUGACAUUGACCUCUAUUUUUCACUGAUUAUUCAACUAGAAGGUCGGUAGCUGUCUUGCCUGUGAUGUCAUUGGUUUGAAAUCCUGUAACUAUACUUCAGAGCUUCUUAAUCGUACUGGUAUUGACCAGACUGCCCCUGAUAGAUCCUGAUGCUGAUCAAAGUCAAUGUCUAUCAUCCUCUUUCGCAGAAGCUGCAUUUUCUUGCUUUUCUAAUAUAGUAGAGACAGUUUUCAAGGGGAAAGAGGUCAUCUUCUCUUUUCGUUUUCAAGGGUAGUGCGACGUGGUCGCAGGAUGGACUUCGUGACUCUCUAAUAUUAGCAAUACAGCUGUGUUUUUUCGCAGCCGCCUUUCGCGCAAGAACUAUAAGAUUUCAACAACUAGUUCUUUGCGGGAGUGGCUUCUACUGGUCAUUGUUUUGAGGCUACCGCUGAAGCAUCCUCAGCGCCAUCCCUGGCCUUUUUUCUACUUGAAAAAGAAGCCAAGGAUGCUCUGAGGGAUGCGAACGCGGUAGCUCUAAUCGUUGGUUUACUAUGUCCAGUACUUUCCAGCAGGCACAAAGACCCUCUUCUGCUUAAGUUAAGACUCAUUCAUCUCACAGUAGAAGAUCAUAGUAGUUCAUCUUAAGAUGAAGCAUCUUCUUCUUUGGUCCUCUUUUCUCUGGAAGUAUAUUAAAAAUCAAGGACAGGGACAACAUGGGAGCUGCACUUCUUCUAAAUCGGCAGAGAAAACACGCCACAGCAAGAUGCUUUCAAGAUGAGUAUAAAAGUGAGCUCUAAUUUCUGCGGCGAGACCUUGAACCCCCUUUUCAAUGCUGCAGCUCGUUCUGCUAUAGAAGAAGAGAGAGGUCUAUCUGAAUCUCUAUAUUUAUAAGAGCAAUUCGAUGAUAAUCGAGAUUGAAGAUGCUUGCGUUGGUCCCUCGUCACGCUGCAUUUAAAUAUUCCGUAGAGAUAACUGAUCGCUCGCCAAACUGCAUUCACAUACUCUGUAGAGAUAGUCGACCCCUCUCGUCGAAGAUGUAAGUUGUAGAUAUAACUACAGACAUGAUGCUGCUACAUAGCAAUGAAUCAAUCGAGGCGUGCCACCUGCUGCAGAGGGUGGAUGGAUCAUUGGAGGCGCUGCGCGCCGCACCUCUCUAAUCUGCGACGUGACGGCUAGUAGCUGCAGUUAUUGCCUUCAUCACCGGAUCAGCUUCCUGCCAGAGUACCUUAAUUUCCCUUAAUAUGAGAUCCAUUCUCCUCGAGAAUACUCGCUUCUUUCAGUUUAUCGAAUAAGUUAACUCUUUUUUUGUCUAAGGUCUACCUCUACCUGAUUAAUAGACUGCUGAUUACGAAUUAAUAUAGCCAGUGUCCGUAAUAUGGGGUACCUAAAAGCCAUUGACAUUUGUGCGCUUUCACUUCUCAUGGGAAAAGACAGGCACUGGCAGAAUCUUCUGAAGUUUACGACGAGUUCACAUAAGACUUUUUUUGAGCGAGCCAGCUAUCCUAUCUGUUACUUCCAUGCUACUUCAAGCCUGAAAGAAGUGCUUCUUCAGGAAAUCAAUCUCGAUCAGUGUAGGAGCUAUACUCAAAAAUUUUUGGAUAUUUGAGUUUGAAAGUUGAGUUUGCGACUCUUUGAGUGCAGUUCUGGACUUCUGAUAGCAGAAGCCUGGGAUUAGUUGUGGGGUACUGGUACUUAUAUUAAUCUAAGUACUUAUUUAUCAAUAUUUUGAUCUCAUAUAUCUGACUACCUUAGACCUGCACCAAUGUUCAAACUUUAGACUUCCAAAUUCCAAAUUUUCAAGGACUACGCUGUCGUUGCCAUUCCUUGAAAUCCAACAACUUACACCUAUGAUAAUUCUUUUCAGACCAAGUAGUGUACGUAGCACUAGUAUCUAAAAGUAUUUUCACUACGAGGAUUGAUAUUUUCAAGAGCUAUUCCUCAUUUCAAUGAAUUGGAGGUGCAUGGAGAUGUUGACCACAAGGACUGUCAACAUGCAAAUCGUGUUACAACUGAGGGAAAGAAGCAAAUUAUAGUCAUAUGUGGAAAAGAUAGCUAGUGCUUGAAAUUAUCCGUAGCACCGGCGUGGGGCAGAUAAGCGUAAAGUCCUACGCGAGACAAAAAAUGAGUCCCCUUCUCCAGUGGGUACAACAAUCACGCAGUUAAUAAUCUUCCGACAUAUAUUUAUCAAUAUCCAUCAGUGAGUCUUGUUUGUCGAGUCAAUCAAUCCAACUUCAAUGAAUCCAUCCUGAAUGAGUCCUGACAUCGCAGGUUUUUCGGCCUUGCGUCUGGACGUGGAAACCCAAUGAAUCGGAGCAUAGGCGACACCAGCAUAGCCUACUACACUGCGCACUUACUUAUGCUUUGGACUAAACUUGAUGACUAAAUAACUUGAUAACUAAGAAGUAGAAUUAGAAGUAGAAAGUAGUAGCGUAGCAGUCAGUGCCGGCUGUAGGUCGUAGACCCCUGUUUUCUUUCUUUUUGGCUCUUCAGUAGCCACUGAAGUCUGCUGGUUUAUCUAGUGGACCCACACCUAACCUAACCUAACUAAUGAUCAUUCUUUUUCGUAAUUUUCACAAGUUGAAGCUUUACUCCGACUCACUAAAAAUCAGCUGCGCAUUGAUGUGCGUACCAAACAAGUGCUGAAGAAGAAGAAGAAGCAGCAACUAUCUUCACUCUGCAGUUGUUGUUCUUUUAAAUUUCUUAAAAAUACCAUUCUCUUUAGAAAUAACAAUCAUUCUAGAGUAUGACUCUUCAGAUGAACUGCUUAAACCCGUCUUCCCUGGACUGGGUCCCUCGUCGUUCUCACCUUUAUCAGGAUCUCUGUUUACUCCUGCCUCUUCCUUAAAGAUAGACUUCCUACUACUACGAAUGCGAGGACUACAUCUACAAGUGGUAAGUAAAGUUAUACGACUAGUAGCCGGCUAUAGAAGGUAGACGAGGCGCAACCAUCAGCAUCAUCAUCAUCAUCAUACAUCAUCGGCGGCAGUACUGCGAAGAGUAAAUAAAUUGGAAUUGGAGUUAUUAAUAAAACUAUUGCGAGGACUACGUAUAACAACUCCUGGCGAAAGAAAUCAUAAAUAGCCUAUUCGUUUUGUUACAUUUCCAAAACAAAAGAGCAUCUCGAUCUCUAACUCCCUGUACCCGUUGCUGCAGAAGUUAAGGCUUCCCCUACUCCAUCUGCGGAAGCAUCCCGAAGAGGCUUCACAUUGGGAAAAGACGCCUAGGUUGCAGCCCGAGAUGGAUUAGGGUGAGCGCUAAAGAAGCUGCCGUUUGUUGGCUUCUACGUGACGCAUCUUGGCUGUCUUCUGUUAUGGCUCUCUUCAGCAAACUACUUCUUCUAGGUCGUGUCAAUGAAUCAACCUUCAUCACCGCUGUACUAGGGCCUACUAGUACAAGUAUGAAUCAGCGCGGUGGCCUAAGGCUUCAAUGAAUCAUCCUUCAUACUUCAUCUAGGCGUCACGAGCACUUCACUCGUUGUAGCCUCCUGUAAUUGUAGUCUACAUUUUCAAGGAGCACAAGAAGCUAUUUUUAUAAGGCUAAAAAUUUUAUCUUCUUUCGUUGCUUCUUCCAGAGAAGUAAACUCUUUUUUGUCUGAGGUCUUUUGCCUGAGUAUUAUCUUUCGUUGCUUCGUCUAGUUCUGCUUCUGGGCGUCGCGAUUGUGUCUGAGGUAUCUGUGGUCCGUCAUCUCCUUCCGGUGGAAGUCAUCCACUCGGCAUCUACUUCUACUUCAUACUAUAAUGAUAUUCAUACUCAAACCACCAUCGAAUCUUUCUGCAAUAGUUGUUCACUACUGGGGACCAUAUAUAAUAAUUGUUCGUGCCUUAAAGACAUACUUGCUGAUACUUGUUUUUCUCUGAAGGAAAGAAGUUAAUAUUUAUUAAAUUCUUUUUGAUGUGUCAACAUGAACAUCUAUAUCUAAGGUCUACUACCUGAAAGUUAUGUAAUCGUAGGUGUGCUAUUGGUUGCAGUAGAACAGCAACAGUAAAAAAAGGCAUAUAACCAAUAGCAUAUAGCCAAGACCUCAUCAAGAAAUGGUGGGAGAUAUCUUCAAUCUCAGAUUCGCCCUCUCCUGUCGCUAGCAAGUUGAAGCUUCAGAGGAAUCCAUCUAGAUCAGGCUUCUUCAGGAUGACAUCAUCAGGUCUAGGGGAGGCCUGCGGUUCCUGUUCUCCAAUAGCUAUAAUAAUAAUCAUUCGUAGUUGCUUAUACUGCUGUUCGAUCUCGUCUAAUAUGCAGUUGCGCUACAGGAAUCGGGAGCUUUGCCUUGCUCUUUCGGACCUAUCAGGACGUGAAGGACCCGUGUCUCAUCAAUUUCAUCAUGUACUUACCUUUUCAUUUCCGUACUAUACUCAAUGAAUGUAAUGAUCCGUUCGUUGUUCCUGCUUCAAGCUGAUGAACAGGCAGGAGUUAUCAACUGGGAGUCAAACAUGAUCUUUCAAAAACAGGAUCCUGCUUCAAGCUGAUGAACAGGCACGCUAGUAGAACUAGUUGAUGCACUUACUUCUUUUUUCUCGCUUUUGAUGAAUGAUUGAACCACCUUACUUUCACCCUUCCUGAAGUAUGCCACCACUGUAAUGAUUCAAUACAAAUACUAAAAAAGAAGAUAAUUGGUCGUGUCUUUUUUUUCAACAAGUGGUUGUGACCGAGUUUCCCCUGGUUGGAUAUCACAAUAGUUGUUUUGAUUUUUGCGUUUGUCUCAAGAAGACGAAAAUCUACCUCGUCUCACUUAUUAUUUGAAAAUUACUGUUCCUAUUAUUGAUGUUCUAAGGCGGCCAAAGAUGAGAGUCAUAAUUAUAUAUUUAUUUAUAAUACUGUUCCUAUUAUUGAUGUUCUAAGGNGAGACUCUAACAAGAUGCUUACGGGCAAUCCGACUGCAAGCCAUGCCCACCCACGCGAAAGACGUCAACCGGAGCUAUCGAAGUUAUCAGUUACAAACCAUUGAUAACGGUACUGCAUUAUGACUACAUGAACUACAUAUGGUGAUCGAACAGACUGGAACAUGUGUGACCUCGUGCUGGGCUCAAUUUGAACUGUAGGUGCAUUUUUAAACAAUUAGAAAAAACGGCGCAAAUACAUUAAUUCUCCAUCACAAAACACCAGCGUUCGCCUCCGCGUGGGGAGAUCGUACCGAAAACGGUGCAUGAGUGCUUUCAUGCCGAAUGUGGGGUCCGGGAUGCGACAGCUUUGCCGAAGACAUGCGCCUCUCCUUCAGAAAUUCAUUCAGCGAUGACUCAAAGCGUUGUUGAUUUAUGACUUGACUUGACUUCACGCCUUCUGUUACAUCGAUAAAUAUACUUGUGCGAGAGGCUGAAACUCUAACCGAAUCAUAGAAGAUGGUUUAGUUUAUUUUAGAAGGAGGCUUUAAAUUCAUUUACAUUUUUUCAGAAGAAGCGUUUCUUUGUUUCGACUUACCGCUUACGAGAUUACUUCCAUAACCAUAUGACUGCUCAAAAAAGAAGUAUAUUUACUGACUCCGUUUGGUCGUGUGGCCAGUACCUGACUCUUUCUUCUAAUUAUUUCAGUGGAAUGAGUGAUUCGUCUGUGAAUAAGUGCGAGGACGUAAGUUUACUUUCUUAAGAUGAACGGGAUCUACAAAUAGAACUUCAAAUUUUCUUUUCUUUUCUAGUUUUUUGUUAGUUUGGAGUAUAUUAAACUUCAAGUUAAUUUUCUAGUUAUUUUCCCUCACCCUCUAAUCCAUUCCGUUUGGUGUGAGCAGUAUCUGGGUCUAACGGGUGCGAGUACCUUGGUCGCGCAGUGCCAUUUUGCGGUGGGGAAAGGCGUCAGGUUUACUUCAUUAGGCUCAAGAAUAGGGAGGAAUUGGAAUAAUCUGGCUUCAUCCUUGUUAGUCAUGUUUCUAUUCUUGCAUCUGUUGGCUUGUUCGUCGUUCUCAGGGGUAAAUGCGUUUUCAUUUUCUAGGAGGUAUCUAUAUGUAUAAUCAGAAAAAUGAUGGGGUGUAAUUGGAAGCAGGAUGUGGAAGUAUUUUCAGACGCCUUGAACUUGAUCAUUGGGGCCAUAAUAGCAGCCAUUGAGUGUGGCCCUGAAAAUAUCGACAUGAUGAGGGUCAGCAAUGUUGGUGUGUUCCUUUUUGCCACAACUUCCUUUCUUGCUCCACUUACGUUCGACGUAGUGUAGUGAGUGUAUACCCCCUAACGCAAACACUCUUAACUAACACCUAAGUACUUCAUGUUACUACGGACCUCUACACACUCCUUGUUCUACAUAGAAGAAAACCAAUGAUGCUGAUCCCCUUCUUGCUCCUAAAAUCGUAAGGAACCUGAUACUCCUCCUGGUGCCUGCACACGACCAGGAAGAAGUUGCUGCUGCGUACAAUUUAAUACAACGAAGAUCAAGAAGCAGACUCCCCAAAAAUCAUCAAGGCCAGACUCAAUAGUCAAGAAGAAGAGUGACCUCGUCGACCGACCGCGGCGCUUCUCUCUCUCCAUUUGGUCCCACCGCGACGGCGGUUGACGUGCGCGAAAUCUUCGCGAAAAGUUGCUUGGGUUGGUCUUCGUUGUCUUUUUGCUUUUAUGGCCAAAGAGGCCACCGGGGUGGCUUCGGUGGCUUCGGCUGCCUUCUUUUGUUUUGUGUUUCGUCUUUGGUAGCAGCCCCAGCGUCGGCGUUGCGUGAGUGUUGACGGACCGCCCGCGCAUCGUUUUGGGCUUGGCGGUUCGUUGGUUUGUGGGAAAAUUGUUGAGAUUUUCUUUAGCUCGUUAGUAUUUCUUUCCUCGCCACGAUCUCAAUCUGUAUCAAUCUUCCACGUCGUAGCUUUAUUUAUAACAACAACAGAAUUGAAUGGUCUUAGUCUUAGAAAUAAGUCGUCCUAGGUUCAUCUUAUUAUAACAGCAACAUUAAUUAUGCCUGUCGCCCCUCGAUGUCCUCACAGCGAUGAAUGCGAAGAUGGCAAGUAUGUGCCAACCUCUUGCACAUCGACAUCGACUACAGCAUGAUUUUUUUUGAAACCUUUAUGUUGAAAAAAAUGUAGCCGUCCACGUCGUCCCUGUCGCGGUGGAGGACGCGCAAUUGUGCACUCGUGGUUAAGGCUCAGACUUCAGAGUUGCUCAUACGUUAAGGACUCUGACAUCAAAGGGAGGGCACUUUGAAAGAACCAACAGGGGGAGAUGUGUGUUGAUCUCUUCCUAUCAGAAUCACCAGCGACCAAGGACUGCUGGUCUCUAAUUAUAACGGGACCCCUGGCUGUUGAAUGCAUUCGCAUUGCCCGCUGCAGGGAAAACUGUCGACUUCACUCGCACUGCUGUUGAUUGCGCCUCUAAGAAUGAUACUAUGGUGCAGGGAAAACUCAAACUGGUGUAGUCCUAGUCGAAGAAGACUAUGACGAAGUAGAACAAGCAGUCGAGUCUGGCGUAUGAAAAGACGAGGAUUCUCUUCUUUCUGCUUGUGCUAACUCUCCAGCCGAGCACGAACUAUGCAGACUGCGAGGUUUUAAUUUCUGUACUACAUGUCCAACUUCAGCCCAGCACGAACUAUGCACAUGCAAGAUCUUCAUGUAACAAGGAGGAUGUAAGUGCGGUGGAGUUCGUGGACCACACACCUUCUUGAUCGAGCAGCUUCUUCGCUCUUUAGUUUUAAUCGUCGAUCCUGCCAAUACUUCUAAGCACUUUUAAUAUCGUCCAUAAUUAUCUUCACAGCGUAGUUGUUCGAGUUCUUCCAUGUACUAGUAGUUCACCUUCACGUAGUACGCGUUGCAUGUACUAGCUCACCUCCACGUACUAGUACGCGUUCCAGGUACUAGCUCGAGGUCCAUGUACUCUUCAUCCUUUGGUGGAUCUGGCGUCCAGCUUAGAGGCUUUCUUACAGAUAGAGCAGUUUCGUAGAAGCACUUGAUUUCCAACAUCCCGAAGACUCUACAACUAAGAAGUAGCGCUUCUAAGAAGUUGUAGGGGAGGGAAAGUUCUUGAACAGCCAUGCACUAGUAAGAGAGUGGGUAAUUUUCUAGGAGACAUCUCAAACGUGGCGCCUUCACCUAGUACUAGAUACAUUGAAGACACCUUCACACUUCCUAGUACUUUUAUCUAGUAGUACUGACAUGACAUUAACACCUUCACCUAAUACUUUCAUCUAGUACUGACAUUACAUUGACAACUAGUGCACCUUCAUCUAUCAUCUAGUACUUUCAUCCAGCUUAUAUUUAUUACACAUUCACAAAUAGAAGUGCUGGACAAGUACUGUUGUAACAACAUCAAAGUAAAAGUGCUAGAGUGGCCGUGGUGGACAUCAAAGCCUCGUGGACAGCAAGAAGUCGAGACAGGGCUGCAUCGAAAUUUAAGAUGGCUUCUAUCGUCUAACAAACACAACAUUAUAUAUAUAUAAGAUGACUUAACAUUAAGAUGACUUAACAUUAAGAUUAAGAUGACUGAUUAUUCAGCAACAACGCACUCGAACUUCUGCUUCUCGUACAUUGAGUUUCGUGAAACUUUUUCUUGACUUAAGAUGACUUGCCAACUUGCCGGCACAUGGGUUGAUUGAGGCUCUUUCUAAAGGUGCUCAGGAAGAUGUUGGUGGACGAUCGAGGAUGGCUUUAUUUGGGACCGAUAUUAUUAGGGCUGGUGUACUUGGGACAGCAGGACUGCCUCUUGUUGCAAUUGCAUGUUUUUGAAUUAUAACGCUUAACAGAUUGACAUUGACCUCUAUUUUUCACUGAUUAUUCAACUAGAAGGUCGGUAGCUGUCUUGCCUGUGAUGUCAUUGGUUUGAAAUCCUGUAACUAUACUUCAGAGCUUCUUAAUCGUACUGGUAUUGACCAGACUGCCCCUGAUAGAUCCUGAUGCUGAUCAAAGUCAAUGUCUAUCAUCCUCUUUCGCAGAAGCUGCAUUUUCUUGCUUUUCUAAUAUAGUAGAGACAGUUUUCAAGGGGAAAGAGGUCAUCUUCUCUUUUCGUUUUCAAGGGUAGUGCGACGUGGUCGCAGGAUGGACUUCGUGACUCUCUAAUAUUAGCAAUACAGCUGUGUUUUUUCGCAGCCGCCUUUCGCGCAAGAACUAUAAGAUUUCAACAACUAGUUCUUUGCGGGAGUGGCUUCUACUGGUCAUUGUUUUGAGGCUACCGCUGAAGCAUCCUCAGCGCCAUCCCUGGCCUUUUUUCUACUUGAAAAAGAAGCCAAGGAUGCUCUGAGGGAUGCGAACGCGGUAGCUCUAAUCGUUGGUUUACUAUGUCCAGUACUUUCCAGCAGGCACAAAGACCCUCUUCUGCUUAAGUUAAGACUCAUUCAUCUCACAGUAGAAGAUCAUAGUAGUUCAUCUUAAGAUGAAGCAUCUUCUUCUUUGGUCCUCUUUUCUCUGGAAGUAUAUUAAAAAUCAAGGACAGGGACAACAUGGGAGCUGCACUUCUUCUAAAUCGGCAGAGAAAACACGCCACAGCAAGAUGCUUUCAAGAUGAGUAUAAAAGUGAGCUCUAAUUUCUGCGGCGAGACCUUGAACCCCCUUUUCAAUGCUGCAGCUCGUUCUGCUAUAGAAGAAGAGAGAGGUCUAUCUGAAUCUCUAUAUUUAUAAGAGCAAUUCGAUGAUAAUCGAGAUUGAAGAUGCUUGCGUUGGUCCCUCGUCACGCUGCAUUUAAAUAUUCCGUAGAGAUAACUGAUCGCUCGCCAAACUGCAUUCACAUACUCUGUAGAGAUAGUCGACCCCUCUCGUCGAAGAUGUAAGUUGUAGAUAUAACUACAGACAUGAUGCUGCUACAUAGCAAUGAAUCAAUCGAGGCGUGCCACCUGCUGCAGAGGGUGGAUGGAUCAUUGGAGGCGCUGCGCGCCGCACCUCUCUAAUCUGCGACGUGACGGCUAGUAGCUGCAGUUAUUGCCUUCAUCACCGGAUCAGCUUCCUGCCAGAGUACCUUAAUUUCCCUUAAUAUGAGAUCCAUUCUCCUCGAGAAUACUCGCUUCUUUCAGUUUAUCGAAUAAGUUAACUCUUUUUUUGUCUAAGGUCUACCUCUACCUGAUUAAUAGACUGCUGAUUACGAAUUAAUAUAGCCAGUGUCCGUAAUAUGGGGUACCUAAAAGCCAUUGACAUUUGUGCGCUUUCACUUCUCAUGGGAAAAGCCAGGCACUGGCAGAAUCUUCUGAAGUUUACGACGAGUUCACAUAAGACUUUUUUUGAGCGAGCCAGCUAUCCUAUCUGUUACUUCCAUGCUACUUCAAGCCUGAAAGAAGUGCUUCUUCAGGAAAUCAAUCUCGAUCAGUGUAGGAGCUAUACUCAAAAAUUUUUGGAUAUUUGAGUUUGAAAGUUGAGUUUGCGACUCUUUGAGUGCAGUUCUGGACUUCUGAUAGCAGAAGCCUGGGAUUAGUUGUGGGGUACUGGUAUAUUAAUCUAAGUACUUAUUUAUCAAUAUUUUGAUCUUAUAUAUCUGACUACCUUAGACCUGCACCAAUGUUCAAACUUUAGACUUCCAAAUUCCAAAUUUUCAAGGACUACGCUGUCGUUGCCAUUCCUUGAAAUCCACCAACUUACACCUAUGAUAAUUCUUUUUAGACCAAGUAGUGUACGUAGCACUAGUAUCUAUAAGUAUUUUCACUACGAGGAUUGAUAUUUUCAAGAACUAUUCCUCAUUUCAAUGAAUUGGAGGUGCAUGGAGAUGUUGACCACAAGGACUGUCAACAUGCAAAUCGUGUUACAACUGAGGGAAAGAAGCAAAUUAUAGUCAUAUGUGGAAAAGAAAAAGAUAGCUAGUGCUUGAAAUUAUCCGUAGCACCGGCGUGGGGCAGAUAAGCGUAAAGUCCUACGCGAGACAAAAAAUGAGUCCCCUUCUCCAGUGGGUACAACAAUCACGCAGUUAAUAAUCUUCCGACAUAUAUUUACAUGCCCAGAAAGCGGGCCCAUCAAGGGCCCGCUGCGCUGGGCAUAGGUUAACAACUAGACAGGUUGACCACUAAGAGACAGAAAGACAAACGAAAAAAGUCGCCAAGUCUGCUCGCCAAGGCUGGGAAGCUGGCCNGCCAAGACCUCAUCAAGAAAUGGUGGGAGAUAUCUUCAAUCUCAGAUUCGCCCUCUCCUGUCGCUAGCAAGUUGAAGCUUCAGAGGAAUCCAUCUAGAUCAGGCUUCUUCAGGAUGACAUCAUCAGGUCUAGGGGAGGCCUGCGGUUCCUGUUCUCCAAUAGCUAUAAUAAUAAUCAUUCGUAGUUGCUUAUACUGCUGUUCGAUCUCGUCUAAUAUGCAGUUGCGCUACAGGAAUCGGGAGCUUUGCCUUGCUCUUUCGGACCUAUCAGGACGUGAAGGACCCGUGUCUCAUCAAUUUCAUCAUGUACUUACCUUUUCAUUUCCGUACUAUACUCAAUGAAUGUAAUGAUCCGUUCGUUGUUCCUGCUUCAAGCUGAUGAACAGGCAGGAGUUAUCAACUGGGAGUCAAACAUGAUCUUUCAAAAACAGGAUCCUGCUUCAAGCUGAUGAACAGGCACGCUAGUAGAACUAGUUGAUGCACUUACUUCUUUUUUCUCGCUUUUGAUGAAUGAUUGAACCACCUUACUUUCACCCUUCCUGAAGUAUGCCACCGCUGUAAUGAUUCAAUACAAAUACUAAAAAAGAAGAUAAUUGGUCGUGUCUUUUUUUUCAACAAGUGGUUGUGACCGAGUUUCCCCUGGUUGGAUAUCACAAUAGUUGUUUUGAUUUUUGCGUUUGUCUCAAGAAGACGAAAAUCUACCUCGUCUCACUUAUUAUUUGAAAAUUACUGUUCCUAUUAUUGAUGUUCUAAGGCGGCCAAAGAUGAGAGUCAUAAUUAUAUAUUUAUUUAUAAUACUGUUCCUAUUAUUGAUGUUCUAAGGCGGCCAAAGAUGAGAGUCAUAAUUAUAUAUUUAUUUAAUAUUCACCUCAUAAAUAUUUUUACUCCUCGUAACAUAUAUCAUAAACAUGUGCAUUCUUUCAUCAUGUUCGAUCAAUGUUAUCAAUUCAAGUAGAUCAUGUUUAAUCAAAAUCGCCUGAUUUGUACUACCAAAGUCCUUCGUCUACAACAGUGCAGCUUGUACUUCGUCUCAUAAUAUAUCUACAACAGGUACAUAAUAAAUUGGGGACUCGCGCGCGCCAUGUGCCUGCAUUUCUACACCUUGUACUAUGAUAAACGACUGGUAAAAAAGCGGGAAUAGCUGGAUCCGCGGUAGCAGGAGGGGUCCACGAGUGGUAGGACGAGCCACGAGUAGGAGGAGGAGAUGAGGGGACCAAGGAUCGCUUACCCCUCGAAUGGGAAUCGGUAAACUACUACUAGUACUACUUUCCAGUAGUACGUAGUAGAAUCAUCCCCGUGACUGAUACCUCAUGUGACUGAUGCCCCAUGUCAUGUGACUGAUGGUGCUCCAAUUUCUUGGUAACCUUACAACUAGAUGGCCAUCAAGAGUUUGCUUGUCAUACAACUACGACGCAACCUUCGCUACACAAUGACGACGCAACCCUUGCUACACAAUGACCAUGCAACCCUUGCUGUUACACAACGUCAUAUUUGAGCCUUUUUCACAUCCUCAACAGUCGCUUUGCAUCGCGGUGAUCUACCCAGGAUAUUCUUGUGUCCUCGCGGUGCUCUUCUAAGUAACAACGAUGUUCUAAGCAAAUCAUUCCGCACUAGAGGAC